AUGAGAAAUCCACUUGCCUCUUUCUAUUCGCUCUUCCCACUCGGUGUGUGGAGGCCUCGGUGUUUGUGUAUUCACGUGGACUUGACAUGGUUGUCGGGCCCGUUGUUGGGCAAGUUGGCCAGACGGCGAAUUGAUGUGGGCAACACGAAUAGCCGGCUCGACUUCAUCAGAUGUCGCCGCAUCACCGAAGCAGACGAACAGUGCAAGCACUACAUGACUCUCCCUCUCGAAGGAUGGCUUGGUUGGAAGGAAUUCAUUACGUGGUCGCCACGACAACCGAACGAGGAUUGUCUUGAAGAGGAGUGA
Molecule: messenger RNA, 306 nt
Organism: Protopolystoma xenopodis
Lineage: Eukaryota; Metazoa; Platyhelminthes; Monogenea; Polystomatidea; Polystomatidae
Source: the annotation of a GenBank genome assembly